CUAGGCCCGCAUCAUGGCCAAAUUCGAGGUGGUAUCUGCAGUUCCCACUCUUCCUCGCUACAUCUCCAUCCAAGGCGACAACGGCCUCUACCUGGCUCUCAAAUCGGAUGGUCUGGUUUCCUUUGAUGCUAAAGAGACGAACAACUUGACAACUUUUGAAGUCCUGUAUGACGCUGAUGGUGCCUUGCUCAUUCGAUCUUCUGCAAACCGCCGUUUCUGGAGACGUGACGCCUCAAACUACAUCCGGGCAACUACCCUAAAUGUCACUGAUGCUGGUCGCUUCAAGGCUUCUAAGCUGGACACUGGCAAUUUGGCCUUUCAGUCGACUAAAGAUGAUCUGUUCCUGAACCGCUAUGCGAGACGUGUGGAUGGCUACAAUGCCCUGGAGACAGUCCCUAACCAGUGGACCGAAGUCCGCGUUACUGAUGCAAGCGACUAUGCUGUUCGUCUUCCAGAUUACAUCUGGCUGAAAGGAAACAACGGGAAGUAUGUCCAUCUGCAUUACGAGCGAGAUCUAAAUUGGCUCAAAUUCCAUGGAGAUUCUCCUUCUGAUGACUGGGGCACCAACCAAGUCAUUCCAUUGCUCGAUGGGAGUGUUGCCCUGUACAAUGUCAAGGCUGGAAAAUUCUGGCGGAACAGUACCAAUUGGAUAUGGGCAGAUGUGAACAAGCAAGAGGAUGCUGAAAGCAAUCCGAGGUGCCAUUUCGAGCCCCUCAAACUAGGCAGCGAGAUAGUGGCCCUCAAGAACCAGUUCAAUGGACUCUUCUGCAAGAGGCUAACUGACUAUUGGCAGAGCUGCCUCAAUGCUGGCACCGGUUCCCCCAAUGACUCUGAAGCACGCCUUAUAGUCGGUGAUGCAACAGAGAAGAGGAGCAUCUUCAAUGUCAAGUACCUCAUGAAUCUGGCCACCACUAGUGACCAGAAACUCCAGCUGGUUGGUCGUGGCUCUGCGACAAACAAUUCAAGCAACAUGAUGGACAUGAACGUGGUGGUCACCCUUGAGAACAAAGUUUCAAAGAGUAGUACGUGGUCCAACUCCUUCACCUUCAGCCAAAAGGUGACCACAACCUUCAAAUGUGGCGUUCCUUUCAUUGGCAAUGCUGAGAUUGGCGUGGAGAUUGGUACUGAGCAGACCUUUGGGCAUGAGUGGGGUGAGACUACUGAAGAAACUGUCCAAUUUCAGACUGGGUACCUUGUGAAAGAUAUUGGACCUGGCCAGAUGGCUUCAGUGACUGUGACAUGUUCAACUGCUAAGAUACGGAUCCCCUUCACGUAUAAGUGCAAAGAUACUGCCCUUGGAGGCUAUGAUCGAGGGACUGUGGACUACAUUGAUGGUGUUUACGAAGGAGUGGCGGCAUAUGAUACUAGAGCCAAGGUUAGCAAUGGAGGGAUGGUAAAUGAAGUCAAACUGCGUGCAGAUGAAGAGGGCCGAGCAUUUAUUCUCUAGAUGCUAAGUAUGUGUGUAUGUCAUGAAUAAUUUGG
Selaginella moellendorffii is the source of this 1482-nucleotide messenger RNA. RefSeq lists its product as uncharacterized. Gene Ontology annotation, cellular component: extracellular region. The record is from RefSeq and is a predicted model, not a curated record. The coding region runs from base 14 to 1447 and encodes 477 amino acids. Lineage: Eukaryota; Viridiplantae; Streptophyta; Lycopodiopsida; Selaginellales; Selaginellaceae. The transcript is spliced from 2 exons.